This is a messenger RNA of Pelmatolapia mariae (spotted tilapia), 2145 nucleotides long. RefSeq names its product sialic acid-binding Ig-like lectin 14. Lineage: Eukaryota; Metazoa; Chordata; Actinopteri; Cichliformes; Cichlidae. The transcript is spliced from 6 exons. The record is from RefSeq and is a predicted model, not a curated record. Bases 1 to 1278 code for a protein of 425 amino acids.
AUGAUGGUGGAGAAGAAGGUGAAAGAGGAGGAGGUGGUGGCACUGGAGAUUACAGACUGUUUUCCAGAAAAGGAGGAUGACAUAAGGAUAAGCACAUCACAACAAUGUUAUGGACAAUACUGCAUCACACUUAGUGAGACACUAACAGCAGAGGCUGGACUCUGUGUUGUGAUCCCGUGUUCUUUCACUACUGGUUUUGGAUUUACACCCAGACAUAUAGUUUGGUACAAAUGUAAAUAUACUACAUGUGAAUAUUAUGAUGAAAUAAUAUUUCACACCAAUAAAAACAUCCAUGUUCAGAAUGGCUUUGAAGGACGUGUGUCACUCUUAGAGCCUGAUAUAAGACAGAACAACUGCAGCAUCAUCAUUAAUGAUAUCAAAGAGUCAGAUUCUGGAUCGUAUCGGAUCAGAGUUAAUGGUGAACGGAAUUUGAGAGAAGAUGGAUUUGCAUCUAUUCAAAGGACAACUGUCUCAGUUGAAGGUCUUAGUCAGAAACCCAGAGUUAAGAUUCCCACACUGAAAGAGGGACAACAGGCCACACUGACCUGUGUUGCUCCUGGUCUCUGCUCUGGAUCUGUUCCUGAAAUCACCUGGACAUGGAGAGGAGCACGAGGGACUGAUUCUUACAUUACAGGAAACAUUACUUCUUUCAGGACUAAAAAUCUAACUGCUUUCACACAAAGACACAUUUCAACUCUGACUUUCAACUCCUCUGCUGAACACCACAACACCAAUGUCACCUGUAAAAUCCGCUUCACUGGGGAAAAAACUACGGAGGGGGGUUCAACUUUAAAAGUAAACUAUGUGAAGGAAGUUAACGUCACCUGGGGCACAAAUGUGAAGGAGGGUGAAACUCUGAAUCUGACCUGCAGUGUUGAAAGUUUUCCUCCAUCUCUGAUUAUGUGGUCUAAACUUGGUUCUGAUAUAACCCUGCACAAUGACACUGGAUCAGCCACACUCUCCAUAAUUAAUGCUACAACUGAACAUUCUGGACAGUACGUCUGUACAGCAAAACAUAUGAACAAUACCCUGCAGGAAAACAUCAACAUAACAGUGACAUCAGCUCGUGUGAAACAUUGUGGUUCUUACAGUACAGUUCUUCCCUGGAUUGUUGCUGGUGUAUCUCUCACUUUGAAUGCCUUCUGCAUAACCUACAUAUGGUUCCUUUGGAAUUCAAGAAAAAAGGUGAACAUACAUCAGGAGGAGAGAACCUACAUGUCACUGCAAAAAGCGGAUGUGUCACCAGAUUAUGAUGUUAUUGCACAACAUGUAAACUGAAAAGUCAGGCGUCAGAUUUCCAGUCACAAGUUUCAGAUAGCUGUGCUUUUGUAAUGGCAGUCUGUUAUUGUUUUGUUAAUUAUUUUUUACAUUGCAUUGUAGGGAAUGUUUUAUAUGUAACAAACUACACUUUUUAUUUCAACUUAUACAUAGAGUCCAUUAAAAUUGUUCACAAAGGAACUGAAUUGAACUGAAUUGGUGGGAGAAGCAGGUGAGAAAAUAGGGCUACACCCUCAUAGAUGGGCACAGGAAAACACAGUGCCCAAGUCAAAAAAAACACCAGACACUCAGUUUUCGCUUGUUCCUUCCUUACCAUUGCUAACUAACAUAUUAAGUGUAUUGCCAGGCAAACACUUGCAAAUUAAUGUCAGAGUUUCACCUCUGAUACUGCUGGAUAAACAGAAACUCACUCAGGAACGAGGUCACACAGAGCUCUGGUUUACACUCGCCCCGAGGGAAGCAGUUGUCUCCAACCCACUUCAACUUGCUUCCCACUGCAGGUUGCUUUUAUUGUUUACACACAUGAAUAUUCAUAAAGCUUGUUGAUGUGUUAACUAAGACAAAUUACUAUAUAUGGUUACAAAGUGUGUUGUGCAAGCGUGAUUAUACGAUGUGAGUGCAGCCCUCCCAGGAUGUUGUUGUUAUCUUGUCCCGCCAGGUGGCUUCUUUCAUUGAGUGGAGUCUGUUCUUCUCAAGGCUGCUUGUUCUCUUUAUGGAGGUCGUGCACAUACUCAUAUGCGUGGGUUACAUAGGGAGCAAACAAAAGCAUUCAGGCUUUUUAAAUGGCAACCUACAACACAUUAACCCUAACAUUUAUAGUCUUCUAUUCUUACUACAGCUCAUUAUUUGUCAGUGCUUCUCUUUACA